GACCAUUUUAUCAUUGCUCUGCUACUCUGCCUCCUCAAAACCACACUGCAAGAUGAACACAUGUUUCCCGCGGUUUCUUCUCCAAGCUGAGUUCCUCUCAAGAAUCUCACUUCCGCCAAAAAAUUGUGCUUAUGUUCUUCUCUCCAACCGGAAAAGAAGAUAUUGCGCGAUUGUCCUCUCGUUGUCUGCCAAGCCAACUAAGGAAACGCUGGUGGUAGUAGGCGGCGGAGCGGCCGGCAUUUAUGGAGCGAUUAGAGCGAAAACGGUUGCGCCUGACCUCAAUGUUGUUGUUAUGGAGAAAGGAAAGCCGUUAUCCAAGGUUAAGAUUUCUGGUGGUGGUCGAUGUAAUGUGACAAAUGGCUCUUACACUGAUAAUGUGGUUUUGGCAGGAAACUAUCCAAGAGGCAAUAAAGAAUUGCGAGGAUCAUUUUUCAAUGUGCAUGGCCCAAAUGAUACCAUGUCAUGGUUUUCAGAUCGUGGAGUUGAACUAAAGACUGAACUUGACGGAAGAGUAUUUCCAGUCACUGACAGCUCAUCUACUAUUAUAGACUGCCUAAUGUCUGAAGCGAGGAGGAGAGGGGUUGUUCUGGAGACUGGUAAAACUGUUACAAGUGUGUCAGCAAUUGAUGGUUGCAAAUUCUCUAUCAAAGUAGAAAAACGCACAGUUGAUUAUGUUGAGUAUGCUGAAGCGAAUUACUUAAUGAUUGCUAGUGGUAGUAGUGAGCAGGGCUACAAACUUGCUGCACAACUUGGUCAUUCUAUUGUGAAGCCUGUACCCAGUCUAUUCACUUUCAAGAUUGAUGAUUUUCAGUUAGUAGAAUUGUCUGGGGUUACAUUCCCUAAGGUGAAAGCACAAUUGAAGCUGGAAACUGUUCAGAAGAGCAUACCCGCACUCACACAGGUUGGGCCAGUGUUGGUAACACACUGGGGCUUUAGUGGGCCAGUAAUUCUUCGAUUGUCGGCCUGGGGAGCUCGUGAUCUCUCAGAUUCUAAUUAUAAAGGCACACUUCUUCUGGAUUUUGUUCCUGAUUUUAAUGUAGAAGGUUUGAAGUCACUUCUUAUUGAACACAAAAAUAAGUUUGCGAAACAAAAAGUUGUCAAUUCAUUUCCUUCAGAACUUGGCCUUGUGAAAAGAUUCUGGAGAUAUAUUUUAGAACGUGAGGGUUUGGAUGGGGAUCUUUUAUGGGCGUAUGUAUCCAACAACUCCUUAAUAUCAAUUGCUUAUCAUCUGAAAAACUGUUCCUUCAGAGUGAAGGGAAAGGGUCAAUUCAAGGAUGAGUUUGUCACUGCUGGAGGUGUUCCAUUGUCUGAGAUAUCUCUGAACACCAUGCAGAGCCGAAUCCAGUCACAUCUAUUCUUUGCCGGGGAGGUAUUAAAUAUUGACGGCAUAACUGGAGGCUUCAAUUUCCAGAACGCUUGGUCGGGUGGAUACAUAGCUGGAACAAGCAUUGGUAACCUUGCGACAGCUGCUAGUGUGGAGGAAGAAGCUGUCUGAAAAGAAAAAAAAAUCAAAUAAAAUCGUUAUCUUGCAUCAUCUGGGUCUCAGUGUUUGCCUAUGCACAUUUCACACAUUUUUCCAUGUGAGGCCACAUCAUUGAGGAUCCAAGUGAUACGUAACGUGGUAUGUAUAUGAGAUCAAACAAGUUGUGGCUGUUGUCAAAAAGUAGAAUAGUGUUUAAAUAAUUUGCAUUUUUGGGCUUGUUUGUUGUUGGACAGUCUACCCUAUAAUGUUUCACUUUCUUUUCUUUUUA
This is a messenger RNA of Salvia miltiorrhiza (redroot sage), 1751 nucleotides long. RefSeq lists its product as uncharacterized. The record is from RefSeq and is a predicted model, not a curated record. The transcript is spliced from 16 exons. Lineage: Eukaryota; Viridiplantae; Streptophyta; Magnoliopsida; Lamiales; Lamiaceae. Bases 53 to 1495 code for a protein of 480 amino acids.